GAAAAAGCACCAAAGGCUGAUGUAAACAGAUGUUAUAAAUAGUUCGUAAUCUGUUUUAUUAUUUAAAGGGUUUUGGUUUGAUUUGGUGCAAUACUUUAAGUGAAGAAACAUUCUGUCAUUUGUUGACGGUCCCUAAAUAUGAACAGAGAAUGUCCGUCGAAUAUCCAGCCUAAAACUAACUUCACCGCAGUAAAACACACGAGGAAUCUGUCAAUGUUGCGUUUAAAUCUUUCAGUACGUUUUUUUUUUAUCCUUUCCUUGUCGGCUCCCAUCGACUGACAUCACUAAGCUCCACCUCCCCGGCUCUGUCGCAUGUUGACGCAUGCGCGCUGCGGCGGUGUGCAGGGCCGGCUAUCAUGGCGUCGUACGUGGAGAUCCUGAAGAGCGAGUUUCCGGCCAUGGACCGGGAGCUGUUCGACUACAUCACAGGGGUUCUGGACGGCGGCGGCACAGACUUCGAGGGCAGCGAGGAGGUGUUCGAGGCCAUCGGCGGCGUGCUGCAGGAGGUGUCCGCAGACUCCAAGAAUGAGGAGGAGGUCCGAGACAUCUGCGUCCAGAUGUUCAACACGCUCCAACUGAACAACCGCCGCGGCCCUCAGAGGCAGGUCCUGCUGGACGCUCCGGUCCAGCUGUCCCAGAUCUCUGCAGAAUCUGUUUCAGCGGCCAAAGACGUCCAAGGAAUCUGGAUGAUGAAGCGUCCUCAGAACACGAUGGUGGACGCCAAGAAGCUGGAGAAAGCUGAAGCCAAGCUGAAGGCCAAGAACGAGCGCCGGAACGAGAAGGACCUGCAGAAGGCGUCCAACCCUCUAGUUUUGGAGGAGGCGUCUGCCAGUCAAGCCAGCAGUAAGAAGGAAAACCGCGUGGACCAAUCAGGAAAGAACCGCAGCUACGACAUCCGCAUCGAGAACUUUGACAUCUCCUUUGGAGAACGGUGCCUGCUGCAGGGGGCGGAGCUGUGCCUGGCGUCUGGCAGACGGUACGGCCUGAUUGGUCGAAACGGUCUGGGGAAGACGACUCUGUUGAAGAUGCUGGCGAGCCGGAGCCUGCGCGUGCCGGCGCACAUCUCCAUCCUGCACGUGGAGCAGGAGGUGGCGGGAGACGAGACGGUGGCGCUGCAGAGCGUCCUGCAGAGCGACACGCUGCGGGAGGGGCUCCUGCACGAGGAGAAGAUGCUAAACGCGCGCAUCGCCAACGGAACCGCCGACGGGAUGGAGAGCGUCCGCCUCUCGGAGAUCUACAUGAAGCUGGAGGAGAUCGAGGCAGACAAGGCCCCGGCCCGAGCCUCGGUCAUCCUGGCAGGUCUGGGGUUUUCCCCCAAAAUGCAGCAGCAGGCCACCAGAGAGUUCUCCGGAGGAUGGAGGAUGAGGCUGGCGCUGGCCAGAGCUCUGUUUGCGCGGCCGGACCUGCUGCUUUUGGAUGAGCCCACCAACAUGCUGGACGUCAGAGCCAUCCUGUGGCUGGAGAACUACUUACAGACGUGGCAGUCCACCAUCCUGGUCGUCUCCCACGACAGAAACUUCCUGAACGCUGUGGUCACCGACAUCAUCCACCUGCAUUCACAGAGGCUGGACAGUUACCGCGGCGACUACGAGAACUUCCUGAAAACCAAAGAAGACCGACUGAAGAACCAGCAGAGAGAGUACGAGGCCCAGUUGCAGUACAGGCAGCACAUACAGGUCUUCAUCGACAGGUUCCGGUACAACGCCAACCGCGCGGCUCAGGUGCAGAGCAAGCUGAAGCUGCUGGAGAAGCUGCCGGAGCUGAAGCCCAUGGACAAAGAGACGGAGGUCACUCUCAGGUUUCCAGAUCACUUUGAGAAGCUGUCCCCGCCCAUCCUGCAGCUGGACGAGUUGGAGUUCUACUACUCUCCGGACCAGCCCCUCUUCUCGGGCCUGAACCUGUCGGCCGACCUGGAGUCUCGGAUCUGCAUCGUGGGGGAGAACGGCGCUGGUAAAACCACCGUCCUGAAGCUCUUGAUGGGAGAGCUGACGCCGGUCAGCGGGGUCAGACAGGCUCACAGGAACUUGAAGAUCGGUUACUUCAGCCAGCACCACGUGGACCAGCUGGACCUGAACGUCUGCUCCGUGGAGCUGCUGCUCAACAAGUUUCCCGGACGGACGGAGGAGGAGUACCGCCACCAGCUGGGGGGCUACGGCAUCACCGGGGAGCUGGCCACCAGGCCGGUAGCCAGCCUGUCGGGAGGACAGAAGAGCCGAGUGGCCUUCGCCCAGAUGACCAUGCCCAGUCCCAACUUCUACAUCCUGGACGAACCGACCAAUCACCUGGACAUGGAGACCAUCGAGGCUCUGGCCAAGGCCCUCAACAAGUUCAAGGGCGGGGUCAUCCUGGUCUCCCACGAUGAGCGUCUGAUCCGCUCGGUGUGUAAGGAGCUGUGGGUGUGUGAGGGCGGGAAGGUGCGGCGCAUCGACGGCGGCUUUGACGAGUACCGGGACAUCCUGCACGAACAGUUCAAGAAGGAAGGCUACCUGUGACCACGCCCACCCACGCCAUGAUCCCUGCAGCACCUGAACUCAUCAGCCUUCAAAGCUCAUACUGAACAUUCCCCUCUGACACCUCACCUGUCGCUCAGGUGAGCCCCAGUGAGGGGACGGCUUGGCUGAAGUCACCCGGUGAUGUCACAGAACUCUGGGGGUGGAGCCCUGAUGUAUGAGCGAGUUCAUUGGUCAGAGUUUUUAUCAGCUGGAGACUGUACGAUCCUUCAUGUUUAUCAGAGAGGAAAUAAAGACCUGAGUCCACCUGA
This is a messenger RNA of Oryzias melastigma (Indian medaka), 2761 nucleotides long. RefSeq names its product ATP-binding cassette, sub-family F (GCN20), member 3 (gene abcf3). The transcript has 21 exons. The coding region runs from base 357 to 2492 and encodes 711 amino acids. Lineage: Eukaryota; Metazoa; Chordata; Actinopteri; Beloniformes; Adrianichthyidae. The record is from RefSeq and is a predicted model, not a curated record. Gene Ontology annotation, molecular function: ATP hydrolysis activity; ATP binding.